Molecule: messenger RNA, 4337 nt
Organism: Lutzomyia longipalpis
Lineage: Eukaryota; Metazoa; Arthropoda; Insecta; Diptera; Psychodidae
Gene: put
Product: activin receptor type-2B
Exons: 7
Coding region: 390-1976 (528 amino acids)
Biological process (GO): protein phosphorylation; activin receptor signaling pathway; cellular response to growth factor stimulus
Cellular component (GO): activin receptor complex; plasma membrane
Molecular function (GO): activin receptor activity; metal ion binding; ATP binding
Source: RefSeq, a predicted model, not a curated record
GCAGUGCGAGUGUUCAAACGGGGGGUAGCAUUUCCAAUAUGGUGGACAUUUGUGAAUGACUGCUCGCGUAUUUUCACACAAAUUAUGUGAAUUUUUCCACUCCAUUGCGUUUUCCGUGUAUUUUAGAUAGCAAUUAGCGAUAAGGACCUGUUGUGCAUGUUAAUUAAGUGCCAAAGUGUGUGAAUUGUGCGUGGACGCGGAUUUUCUGCGGUGUUGUGUCUCCAAAAACAGUUUUAUUUUUCAUUUUCAAUAAUUCCCACAAAUGGCUCAGAAAAAUUGCGAUUAUUGCCCUUUAUCAGCGUGUAGUUGCUGAAUUGCCCUUUUAGUGGACGUGAGAGACAUUCAGGAAGGGGGGUACGUGUUGAUAGAGGAGUGAGUGGCCUGCAGAAAUGGGGCGCGAUGGGCGUGAAGUGAAGAUGCAGCGGAGUCUUCAAGUGUGUUCUUCAAUUGCAAUUAUUUUGGGGUUCAUCUGUUGCAUAUCGGGCUCCGUGGUGGUGAGUAGUAAGCAGCUGGAGUGUGAAUUUUACGAGAUAAAUCGAUGCCGGGAGAAGGGGGAGUGCGAGACAACAAAGCAAAUCUGCGAUGAGGUCGAUGUGGACAAGCAGAAUCAUUGCUACGUGGUGUGGCAGCAGGGAAUCAAUAAUAGCACAGGAGAGCCCACGGUUACGGUGCAGAUGAAGGGAUGUUUCACCCAGAAUGCUGCCUGCAAUCAAACGGAAUGCAUUGACUACACGUACGAGCCGAAGAAUAACAUGAGCUUCUGCUGCUGUCAAGGAAAUUUCUGCAACAGGGAGCAAAAGUGGAUCCCCACCCUUCCCAAAGGCUCAGACACUGAUGAAUUAGAUCCAAAGCGUGAGGAUACAACUGAGAGUGCUUUCAUUAUUGGGAUUCUCUUGGGGUCCUUCCUCGUUAUCACACCAAUUGCCGUCCUUGUUGCGUACUUCCUGCGGAAACGCAGCAAGAAGGCGCAUUUCAAUGAGGUGCCCACAAUUGAACCCGAAGUAACAAGCUCCUCACCAUGUCUCGCCCUUCGUCCCAUCACGUUGAUUGAGAUGAAGGCUCGCGGACGCUUUGGAACUGUCUGGCGGGGUCAAAUGAAACCCGAUGAGGUGGCUGUGAAGAUUUUCCCGCAGCAGGAUAAGCAAUCAUGGCAAACGGAACAGGAGAUCUUUAAGCUUCCACGGAUGCGGCAUCCCAACAUCUUGGAAUUUAUCGGUGCUGAGAAACACAUCGAAAAUUCCCUGACAGCUUUCUGGCUCAUCACGGUGUACCACAAUCGUGGGUCUCUCUGUGACUACCUCAAAGCGUACACAGUGACAUGGACGGAGUUGUGCAAGAUUGCCGAGAGUAUGGCACGUGGUUUGAUGCAUCUGCACGAGGAGAUUCCCGCCACAAAGGGGGAGCAAUUGAAGCCAGCUAUUGCUCAUCGGGAUUUCAAGAGCAAGAAUGUUCUGCUGAAGCACGAUCUCACAGCUUGUAUUGCGGACUUUGGAUUGGCGCUCAUCUUUCAACCAGGAAAACCAUGCGGUGAUACACACGGUCAAGUUGGGACACGACGAUAUAUGGCCCCAGAAGUACUUGAGGGUGCAAUUAAUUUCACACGUGACGCCUUCCUUCGCAUUGAUGUUUAUGCCUGCGGUCUAGUUCUGUGGGAACUUGUAUCACGAUGUUCAGCACAUGGGAGCCCCGUGCCAGAGUACACGCUACCCUUUGAGACUGAGCUUGGACCUCAUCCUACGUUAGAUGAGAUGCAGGAUAAUGUUGUCAUGAAAAAAUUACGCCCAAGGAUCUCAAAUCAAUGGCGAACACAUCCUGGACUGAAUGCAAUGUGCGACACAAUGGAGGAGUGCUGGGACCAUGACGCAGAGGCGAGAUUAUCCUCAUCGUGCGUCAUGGAGCGCGUAUCUCAACAUACGAAAUACCAAACGACUCAAUUGCUCAUUGAAAGUAACACCGAUCCAGCGGAUAGUGUAUGAAAAGACUAAAAAAAAAGAAAAAGAAAAUUUAUUUGUGAAGAAAUUAAAGAAAAAAAAGAUGAAAAAUCUUGCCGCUGAGAGACUUUCCUUGGCCCUCCAUUUUAUUCUUCUUAUUAGUCCCUCCCUCUGUGUGUGGCUAAAAGAAUGGAGAAGGAUUUCUAAUUGUAAAGUAAAAAAAACGCGAGAAAUAUACUCACUACAAACAAUUUUUCUUUCAUUAAAAGAGAGGAAAAGAGGCAAAAAGAAAUGAAAAUAAUUUCAAUGUGAGUGACGAUGGGAGAUAAGAAAUGAGAUAACAAAAAAAAACGUUGGAGAUGAUGGGAAGGAAAUAUUCUUUAGAUAGAAUGUGGAGAGAAAGUAUAAACAAUUAAUAAAAAAUUAUAUAUAAAUAUGGAUAAUAUUUUAACCCCUCUUCCCAACCUCCAAAAAAAAGAAAAUCAUUGAAUGUUGGUUAGAUUUUAAGGCUAUACUUAAUGAAAGAAAAAGAAAAACAAGAGAAAAAGAGAUAUAAGACGAAAUUUUUUUAAAUAAAAAUUAUCACAAGAUUUUACUUUAAGAAUAAUUCUAAUUAAUUUUUCAUAAUAACAAUAAUAAGAUAUUUUUUAGAGAACAAAAAAAUAAGCCAAGAUUUAAGAUUUCUCCCUCACUUUGCCCUUUGAUCUGCUGCUGAACUUUUGGUUUAUUAGGGGCACAAAGUGACCACCAAAUACGGCGGUCAAAGGGCACGGAGAAAGAGAAGGAAGAAAAAAAAAGUAUAAAAUGAAAAGAAAAAAAUCGAGUAAUUAUUUGAUUAAGAAAAAAAACGAAUUAACAAUGAUAAAAAAAAUAUAUUAAAAAUUUAUAAGAAAAUACAAAAUAUUUUUAUUUAAGAAAUAUUUUAAGAGUUCUAAAUGAAAAAAAAAUGAAUUUUUAUUGUAUAACUCUACAAAACAAUAACAAUGCAGAACAUAUUUUUGGAAAAAAUGUUAAAAUAUCGCGCUCCCCGACCCUCCCAGAUCUAUUUUUAUUUCACCCGAGAUUUUUGUCAUGUGCCAAACAAAAAAACAAGAAUUAAGCAACACCGAGACAAGAAAAAAAAUUAUAUAUAAUUGUAAAUAGAAUUUUAGAGAAAACAAAACAGAGAAAUUAUCAAUAGAAAAUGUAAUACACGGAGAAAAAUAACUACUAAUACUAGCUGGAAACUCUUGCUAUGCCAACAGUUUGGCGUCAGAAUUGUUACAUUGUUGGCAGAGCUGGAGUUUGCUUCUAACUCAACUACAAACUGGCUAUGUCGCCAAUGAGUCAGAAGGAAAUGGCGUAUAUGCACACACAUUUUGUCUCAUUCGUUUUGAUUUUUGUAUGCCAUAAUUGGAGAAAAAGAGACAUCUAUAUCUUUAAAAUUAUAUAUCUCGUCUUUUCACAAGUCGGCAAAGCCGUCGACUGAAGUAGCAUGUUACGCAUCUGCACAAGAUUUAUAAAGCAAAUACGAGACAAGGUUGCGCAGUCGACGAAAAGCCACAGUGACAAAUGUGUGAGAAGAGCAGAAAAUCUCAUUUGAUUCUACAGGAAUUUCUAGUUGGCACAGCUGGAGUCUCCGGCUAGUGCAAAUGGACAGUGGCGGGUACAAUAACAUUAUAACUUGCUAUUGUAACAAGUACUGAAUUUUUGCGCCGCCUCAACUUUUUUCUUUCCGUGUAGUAAGAGAACGAGAGGAAAAAAAAAGAGUAAUGGCAAAGCGCUAAAAGCGAGAAGAGAGAUAAAUGUUUUGACUUCCAUUCGAAAGAAGUGAUUGAAAUGGGAAAUAUUUCACUGCCACAAAAAUUUUUAAGAGAGGAGGAAACGUCUAAUUCUUAACUAAUUCAAUUUACUAAAUAUUAAAAAGAAGAAGAAAAGAAAAACAAUGUACGUACAAUUCCCAUGGUUUUUGUAAGGAAAGAAAAAGAGGGGAUAUUUACAGAACAAAGACAAAAGACGAAGGAAGAAUGUUUUAAAAAAGAGAAAAAAUGAACCCCAAAAGAAAAAAUUCUACCGUGUUUUAUUGUUAUUAUAGAAAGAAGAAAUAAAACUCCAAUAAAUUGUAAUAGAUGUUAUAUAAAUAUUAAAACAAAAUGUGAAUUUUUCCCGGAAAGAAAGUUUAUGGAACGAAGGUAGCUAAAAAGGACAAAAGGAAGAAGAAAAUGUUUUACAAGAGAGAGAAAGAGAUCCGAAUGGUGCUAGAAUGGAAAAAUAUUUGUCAUUGCAAUUUUUCUUUUAAAAAACUCAUUACAUUAUAAUUUUAUUAAUUCAUCUCCCAUUUUUCUGGGUAACAUAAUAACAUAUCAAAUCACAUUUCUUUCUGUUGAGUCUUUUUUAUUCCACACAAUAAAAAAAAGUAAAGCAUUA